AUGUUUUUCUACGGUGACUCCAAUUCCAGAGGGUUCUACGAAAGAGUUAAAUCAAAAAUCCAAUGUUAUGAAGUUACACAACAAGAACGGAAGCAAUGCCACAACAAGACAAAUAAUAUUGCUCUGCAGCACCUGAUUCACACAAGCCCAUACAACAUUGCCUGGGGAAGUUUCUUCAGGAGUUCCGAUUUGUACUCACCUCAGAAAGUAUUCCGCUCAAUUCCAUCGGACGGUCGUUACAUCAUCAGCUUCAACCACUACCUUCACUUCUCCGCCCAUCACCUCAGCGUUUAUGAGAGGACUCUAAGGGCAGUACGUGAUGAAGUCGUCAGGUUGUUGGAGCGAAAUCCACAUGGUCAAAUACUGUUAAGGGGACCAAAUGUUGGCGAGCGAGAGCCCUAUGUCUACUACGUUGGCGAUGUAUGGGGUCAGUAUAUCACCACAAUACAGAAGGAAACGUUCAGGGAUCUACAAGACCGUAUUAUCUACUUCCCAACAUGGGACAUCACUCUAGCGUCUGAAGAAGCUCGACUUCACCCUACGUGCAAUAAUCAUUUGUUUGACUUGAUGAUGCAUUUCCUGUGUGGCAGAGAUCAGUAA
Candidula unifasciata is the source of this 600-nucleotide messenger RNA. The record is from the annotation of a GenBank genome assembly. NCBI's taxonomy places the organism in Eukaryota, Metazoa, Mollusca, Gastropoda, Stylommatophora, Geomitridae.